UCAGCUGACGAUUGCUGGAACUUCCCUUCACCUCAUAAAUUGUGCUGGAUUUUCACAAUCAGCUACUAUAAAUCACUAUCGCCAUCCUUUCUCACUGACAGUGACAAUGGCAUCUGCUCCCAACCCCGGUCAAACACUCCCUAGAAUGCCAGUGGUCGUGCCUGCCAUGGUCCCUCCCUCGAAUGGCGCUGAAGCCUCUACAGGGGCGGCUAGUAACACUGACCCCAGUCCUGAUGCCUGGGACUCUGAAACGCAACUUGUUUCCUCGCUCGCGAAGCUUCAGAAGAUGGAAGCAAUGAUCCAUCAACUACGGACUCUACUUCCCGAGCGCCUUCUGGAGCCCCUGGCACCCAUUGUCAACCCCAAGGCCGCUGCGGGAAGAUCCGUCCCCAAGUCCCCGCAAAUGCUGUAUGAGCAGCUCGCUCAAGCAGCGCGCGCGGGUGUCUCCGAGCUGCAAGAGUUUCAGUCGAUGUGGAGAAGUCCCGAGAUGAAAGCAGUCUGGGAUCGCGUCGACGCGCAAAUUAAAGAAAACGGCGGCGUGAUGCUGCAGCCCACGGGGAAAUGGGAACGAGAUUACGAUACCAUUCUCGCGGAUCUCCGUGAGGAGGAGCAGGCUCAGACUGAGCAACAGCAGAAAGCUAAUGAGGAGAUGGAGCGAUCGAAGAUCCAGGCUACUGAGGGUGGAUGGAGAGCGAUUGUUGACGGCUUUGCUCAGAAGAAUGUGCCUGGUGUGCGGGUCUUGGCGAGUCAGAGUGAAGCGGCUGUUACUGUUGUGCUUGUCAAAGCUGGAAUAGUGUUCAGGGUCGAGGCUAUUGCUGGUCGGGAUGGCAAUGGCGUUCCUGAUUGGCGGGUUUUUACUAGGACGCCUGGGGGACAGACGCCUUCCAAGGUCGAGACCGCUGUGACGCAGUGCUUGAAUGCGAGGCCGCGACAGUGGGAUUUGCUUUAUCUACUUGACAUGAUAUCGUCCUACUCGACUAUCAAACAGACACCCUGCGCAAAAUGCGCCAAGAUGACCGACAGCACUGCAACCCUUCCCACCAUUCGGAAGCCAUCUUCUACUCCCCAAGAACAGGGGAGUCAAACCUGGGAAGCCUAUCAUCAAGGCUGUGCCGAGUGAAUGGCCAAAGGAAACAUCACAGUAAAUAUACUUAUCGAUGGAACCUUCCAUUCCAACAAUUCCAAGACGCCUCAACAUCUCAUAUACCAUAUAUCAGUCGAUCCGAGACUCGUCACCCGCAUCGGUGGCAUAUCGCGGGUGUAACCAGUGCAUAUUCCUCGGAACAAUCAACACAAAGAAAAACAAAGGUGCAUUGGCAUCACACCUACUCCUCCACAUCCAACCUUGCCGGGAAAAAAUUGGCCACUUUCCCCUCAACAAGUGGCUCAAGCACCCUAUGGCCGGGACGACGACGAGAGCCGUGCUC
Aspergillus piperis CBS 112811 is the source of this 1427-nucleotide messenger RNA. RefSeq names its product RNA polymerase II mediator complex subunit MED27 domain-containing protein. The transcript is spliced from 3 exons. Lineage: Eukaryota; Fungi; Ascomycota; Eurotiomycetes; Eurotiales; Aspergillaceae. Gene Ontology annotation, cellular component: mediator complex. The record is from RefSeq and is a predicted model, not a curated record. The coding region runs from base 107 to 1120 and encodes 337 amino acids.